AUGGUCACAUUGGCGGUCGCGGCGAUCUUUGCGUCGGUCCUGUGUACGGCGUCUUACGGGCGAUUGGUCGGAGGGAAGACGGAGAUCGAGGACGUGAAGACGAACGAGGAGGUGCAGGAGCUUGGGAGGUUCUCGGUGGAGGAGUAUAACCAGAGCGCGAGGCUGCGGCGGAAGAUGGAGGAGGAACUGGAGUUCGUGGAGGUGGUGGAGGCGCAGCAGCAAGUGGUGUCUGGUAUCAAGUACUACAUGAAAAUAUCGGCUAUUCAGAGUGAUGGAGCUACCAGAAUGUUCGACUCCGUGGUGGUGGUGAAGCCAUGGCUUCGUUCCAAGCGGCUUCUCAACUUUUCUCCUUCCUCCCACUAAGCUAGGGUUUCUGGUUUGGCAUGGUUAAAUCGUGGUAAUAUUGUAAUAGUGACUUGUAAAAUAAAAAAAAUAA
Molecule: messenger RNA, 436 nt
Organism: Gastrolobium bilobum
Lineage: Eukaryota; Viridiplantae; Streptophyta; Magnoliopsida; Fabales; Fabaceae
Product: cysteine proteinase inhibitor B-like
Exons: 1
Coding region: 1-363 (120 amino acids)
Molecular function (GO): cysteine-type endopeptidase inhibitor activity
Source: RefSeq, a predicted model, not a curated record